AUGUGUUUCUAUGGCAUGGACAUUGUUGCUCGCUCUGGCUCCGCCUACCCUCAGUGCAUCCCUGUGGUCUUCAUCCUGUUCGAUGAAGACCAAUUCGGGUUCCUCUGGCUGCAACCGAAUUGCCUCAGCCUGUACAGCAGAGUCCAGGUCACCUUCCAGAAUGCAGAGGCACCAUCCCCACAGGCUUUCCAGGAGAUGCUCAAGAACAUUCAGUGUCUGAGAUCCGAGCCCCAGCCAACCCAGUCACAGCAGACGUUUCUGCAGGAUUCCUUUCUGAGCACCUUGAAGAUCAGCAUCCGGACCCUACCCACACUCCUGGAGCUGGCAGGAAGGAGCCUGCUGGGGGACCAGGCCUCAGCCAUCUCAGCUCUGGAGUACUUGCCCGCUGAGCUCUUCCCGCCGCUCUUCAUUCAGGCCUACCAUAGGAGAAUGUGGAAGCCCCUGAAGGCUUUGGUGCACGCCUGGCCCUUCACUGUCCUCCCUCUGGGGAGCCUGAUGAGGCUGCCUCUGUUCAUGGUCUUACAAGCAGCGUUUGAGGGGCUUGACGUUCUGCUUGCCCAAGAGAUUCGCCCCAGGAGGUGGAAACUGCGGGUGCUGGAUUUAAGGAACAUGAAUGUCAACCUCUGGAGAUUGUGGUGUGGAGACAGCUCCCAGAAGUGCGCUCAGACAGGACCAGUGGCUGUGCACAGCUCCAGCCCCAACAUGGAGCACCCCUUGGCUCCCUUGGAGGUGUUCCUAGACCUUAACUUCAAUGACAGGGACAGGGAUAAGUUUUUCAUGUACAUCAUCCAAUGGGCCCAGCAGAGAAAAGGGGCCAGGAAGGUCCUGGAUGCGGUGCAGCUGGACUGCAUCCAGGAGGUGGAAGUGGACUACACGUGGGACCUGCCCACCCUGGGGACAUUUGCUCUCUACCUGGGUCAGAUGAGUAACCUGCAGAGUCUCGCUCUCUGCCACAUCAAGGUGUUAGCUGAGGAUGACGAGGAGGUGGAAGAGGAAGAGGACUGUCUGGACCAGAUGCUUAGGUACCUGCAGACCCCCUUGGACAAACUCUCCAUAUGGCUUUGCUGGCGGCUGACACAUUCAGACCUGACAUACCUGUUCCAGUGCCCGAACCUGAGGCAGCUGAAGUCCCUGCAUCUGUAUGCCGCCAACCUCACCGAUUUUAGUCCCGAAACCCUCCAAGCUCUGCUGGAGGCAGUGACACCCACUCUCCAGGACCUGCGCCUGGAUAACUGUGCGAUGGUGGACUCCCAAGUCGAGGCCAUCCUGCCUGUCCUGAGCCGCUGUCACCAGCUCAGGGACUUCACCAUCUCCGAGAACCACCUCUCCAUGGCACCGUAA
Molecule: messenger RNA, 1341 nt
Organism: Myotis brandtii (Brandt's bat)
Lineage: Eukaryota; Metazoa; Chordata; Mammalia; Chiroptera; Vespertilionidae
Product: PRAME family member 9/15-like
Exons: 4
Coding region: 1-1341 (446 amino acids)
Cellular component (GO): cytoplasm
Source: RefSeq, a predicted model, not a curated record